This is a messenger RNA of Chelonia mydas (Green sea turtle), 2670 nucleotides long. RefSeq names its product otoraplin (gene OTOR). Lineage: Eukaryota; Metazoa; Chordata; Testudines; Cheloniidae. Gene Ontology annotation, biological process: cartilage condensation. The coding region runs from base 1873 to 2271 and encodes 132 amino acids. Gene Ontology annotation, molecular function: protein binding. The record is from RefSeq and is a predicted model, not a curated record. The transcript is spliced from 4 exons.
UAGCGUUGAUCUCCCUGAUAGUGAAGACAAAGCCCCUAUACAGCAUCGCUGAAAGGUCCUAAAUUGAAUUGCAUGUUAAAGUGCCAGUCUGGGACUUGGGAGCCCAGGUUCAUUAAGUUGAUUUGUUACGGACGUUGUGACCCUUGGGCAAGUCACUUAGCCUCUUUAUGCCUCAGUUCCCCAUCUGUAAACUGGGGAUAAUAGCACUUCUGUACCUCACUGGAAUGUUGUGAGGGUAAAUACAUGAGACUGUGGGGUGUUUAGAUAGUAUGAUUGGGAAUCAUACAGGGGUACAGCAUUCAUUUUGUACAAGAAAAGCUAAAGCAUUUUUCUAGGUCAAGUGAAUAAAGAAACCCAAUUAAAAUACACAUUUUUAUAUUCUUGAUGAAACCUGCUCUGGAACUGUUGGGAAUUUGUACUGCAGACUUUCCUGGACAUUCAGACCCUAGUCAAUGUAGAUCUGGACAAACAGGUGUCAGAUUUGCCUUCAGCUCUCCCCAGACCUUUAAGUUCUGAACCCAUUAGGCCACUAAAACCCUUUGGAUAAGGGUGAGGUGUGGUUGAGUGAGUCUGGUGUGGAUUUUUUUAGGGGGAUAGGGUGAAGAGGAAGGGGCAGCCCAGGUCUGUGCUAUUGUUUCUGAUCCAGGCACGAGCUACUCUGAGGACUUACGCCCGUAACAACCAAAAUUAACAUGGUACCUUUAGUGAAUAGACUGAACCUAUCUGCUCCCAAAGCAAAUCUGCACCAUAAUUGCCCCCCCCCCCCCCCGGAAUUGAUUCAGUACUGACUCUCACAAGAGUGCCACAGGUGUACCUUGGUCAGUGAUCUCCCCUGCAAGUCCUGAGCUGGCCUAGCCUUCCAUUACUUGUGAGAACGGCAGGGAUCAUAAAAGUAGGUGGUAUGACUGAAGGCCACUGUUCUCUUUAUUAUCACCUUUUUCUUGCUAUGUAACAUAUGCUGACCUUUAAAAUGCUGUCUUGAAGGAGUAGAGAUGGGUACAAAUCCGCCUGUUACAGCAUACGCAGUUUAGUGCCUUGGGUGCACAACUUCUCCAGUGAGAGUCCAGGUACGCAACAGUGGCUGUGAGACUUUCAGAAAGGAAUGUGAUUCUACACUCCCAUGCAAGACAUGGCUUCACACAUACGGUGGGUGCAAGGCCAUGCUGUGGUGAGGAUACUGCAGUUAUGUAAACUAGGAUGGAAUGGAGGGUGGUUCUGGCAUAAGCUGUUAAAUGUUUGCUUUUUAACUGGAGCACCCAAUGAAGUUAAAGCUUUGUCCACACUACGAAUGUGCAGUGCCUAAAUUUCAAGUGUAAUUUGCUGAUGCACAGAGCCUUUCACUGAGAUUCGACUACCUGUGCCACCGACUAGGUUUAUUUAUAUUUGCAGUAGUGCCUAAGGGCCCUAUAGAAACAUGACACAGAGACAGUCUGCUCCAGAAAGCUGACUUUAUUGUCUUUGUACAUUUCAUGAGAAUCAAGGAUUUAUGGACUUUAAGGGAUGUUAUUUCAUUUGCUGCUUAACCGGGACUGAUUUAUUUUUUUCAUCUUCAGAUAAAUUUUGCCUGAGGUGAUAAGAAUAUUAUACUUAAUGAAAGCCGACAGGAAAGUACAGAAUGUCUCUGUAAUACAGCAGUUUAUUGAAGCAGUGGUACAAAAAGGCUUUGGAAAGGGAUUGUAUUUGGUAAAUAAAACCUGAGGGUCCCCUGGGGCCCUGUGGUUCCUCUUAAAGUAGUGGAAUGUUAACCUAAUCCCUUCCCAUUGGUCAGGGAUGUUUGUCCAGAUGUCUAGCUUUUCUAUAAAAGAUAAGUAUUACCAGACUUGACAUGCAUUUGAGAGAGAAGUCCUAGCAAAGAAGAACACCGAUCAAAAAAUGACACUAUCUAUCAAUUUGGUUAUAUUAUUUUUAUGCAUUGGAGUUACAUACCCUGGCGUGACUGGAAUUUUUAUGGACAAACUUGCCAGCAAAAAGCUCUGUGCUGAUGAGGAGUGUGUUUACACCAUUUCCCUUGCCAGAGCAGAAGAUGAUUACAAUGCACCAGAUUGCAGGUUCAUUAAUAUUAAAAAAGGGCAGUUAAUUUAUGUUUAUUCAAAACUAGUGAAAGAGAGAGAAGCUGGAGAGUUCUGGGCUGGAAGUGUGUAUGGUGAGGAGUAUGAAGACCAGAUGGGAACUGUUGGCUACUUCCCCAGCAGUUUAGUCUCAGAGCAGCAUGUUUAUCAAGAAGCUAAUAAGACAAUCCCUACAACGGCCAUUGACUUCUUCUGUGAAUAGUACUGGUAUAUGGCUGGGUCAUCACCAGGCGGAUAUCAGGAGAAUCUGAUGGAUAUAAACCUGAAAAUCCAUGGCUGACUACUCUGAAUUCUUUCUUUAUUUCUUGUUUGUAAAAUAAUACGUUUAUUUCUAAAUAAGAAUUUGUUGAAAGGGAGUGAUUGCUGGGGGAAAAAGUUGAAAACCUUAGAUAUAAACCACAUGGCAUAUGCUUCGAAAGUCUUUCUACCUGAAAUUACUUUGUUAUAGUCAUUGGUAAGUUAGCACCUUUUAAAGUACUGCAUUGUCGUAUUCAAAAUUAUCUAAUAUUUGAGGUAAGACUUCCAAUGUCUUGUGUUGCAUUUAUUUUCUCACUAUACAAGCAUGUUUUAUGCUAUUAAAUAAAAUGACAUUAAAAGUGCA